AUGGAAGCCGGUAUAUCCGAUGAAGAUUACAUGAAGAUCGAUGACUCCAACUCCAACACUGGAGAGCUGGAGCGACCGGACACGCCUAUAGUAGAUGACCAUCUUACUAGAGGGGAAUAUACACCGAGUUUGCUGGAUGGUGAACAAGUGGAAGAGCAGGCCAUCCAAUGGUUCAGAUCCUUGCAGAGAAGAUGCUGUUUGCUGGAUGGUGAACAAGUGGAAGAGCAGGCCCCAUCCAAUGGUUCAGAUCCUGGCAGAGAAGAUGCUGAAUGUUGCACGCAAAUAGCACGCUACCUCAACAACGCUGCACGCGUUUAA
Messenger RNA from Psilocybe cubensis, 318 nucleotides. RefSeq lists its product as uncharacterized. Lineage: Eukaryota; Fungi; Basidiomycota; Agaricomycetes; Agaricales; Agrocybaceae. The transcript is spliced from 3 exons. Bases 1 to 318 code for a protein of 105 amino acids. The record is from RefSeq and is a predicted model, not a curated record.